Messenger RNA from [Candida] anglica, 1461 nucleotides. Lineage: Eukaryota; Fungi; Ascomycota; Pichiomycetes; Serinales; Debaryomycetaceae. The record is from the annotation of a GenBank genome assembly.
AUGCAUGGGUCUACCGAUGAGGGCGCCUCCACCACCCUAGAAAGCGGCCGCCCGUCCACCGAGUCGGCCAAUGCCCCCGCUGAACUCAACAUCGACAUCUUCCAUUUUUCCUCGAAGCGAGCCUUCACGCUUGCUCAUUUGAAGUAUCUUACCUUCACCAUGAUCGGGAUCUCCCUUCUCUGGCCCUGGAACUGCUUUUUAACUGCCAGUGCAUACUAUGCGGACCGUUUUGUCGGGUCCCCGUCGCUCGUACGCGUCUACCUGUCGACCAUGAUGUCUAUUUCCACCAUCACGUCGACGGUGUACAACUACUAUCUCUCGCAACUGCAGACCGGUGUCGACUACACCCAUCGAGUCAACUUGGGCCUUCUGUUGACGAUCGGGGUCUUUGUUGCUAUGGCCGCCUCCUGUGUCGCCACCGUUUUCCUUGACAUGAAGGACACCGCCUUCUUCAUCGGCUUGAUGUUGAUGGUUUUUUUGCUGGCAGUCGCCACUUGCUUGGCUCAGAACGGUACCAUGGCCAUAGCCAACGUUAUGGGCGGUAUCUACGCCAAUGCCGUCAUGGUGGGCCAGGCCAUUGCCGGUGUCUUGCCCAGUGUUGCCCUCAUCGCCAGCAUUUUGAUUGCUGGUCCUCAUCUGGGCAGUCCUGCCAAUAGAGACACCCCGCACGAUGGGUACAAUCUGGAAGCCGCCACGGCCAACUACGGGGUGUUCAUCUACUACAUCACCGCCUCGUUGGUGUCGUUCGUCUCCAUGACUCUCCUCUACUGGACAAACUUCUACAAGGCGGAAACCGCCUAUGAGGCGCUCACCAACACCCUUGAGAAUGGUGACAACGACACGCCAGCUAACAGCGUCUCGAUUCUCGACGCCUAUGGAACAGACUCGGUCACGCAAUCGACCCAUGUCCCAUUCUCGCAGCUCUGGAGGAAACUCAAGUUGAUUGUUCUGGCCAUCUUCCUCACCUUCUCCAUCACUCUCAUUUUCCCCGUGUUUGCCUCCAACGUCGAGUCCGUGCACACGGACUCCAAGCAUCGGUUCUUCCUGAAGGCCAUCUUUGUACCCUUCAUCUAUCUUGUGUGGAACCUUGGAGAUCUUUUGGGUCGGGUCUUGUGUGGCUUCCUCCCGGGGUUUGUGAUACACUCCCCACGUCAGCUCGUGAUCUACUCACUUCUGCGUCUUGUGUUCAUCCCGCUCUUCUUCACCUGUAACAUCCAUCCAUACACUGCAAGUGGACAACUGCUGGCCUUGAUCAACCUGGACCUCUGGUACAUUCUUCUCCAGUUUCUUUUCGGGCUUCUGAACGGCCAACUUUGUACCUCCUCCUUCAUGAUUGUGCGUGACUACUGUGACGACGACGACGAGAAGGAGGCCGCCGGAGGGUUUACCACCGUGUUCCUCAGUGUUGGACUUGCCUUUGGCAGUGUCUUGAGUUAUUUAUUAGUAGCUGCUAUCAAUUAG